Gilbertella persicaria is the source of this 930-nucleotide messenger RNA. RefSeq lists its product as uncharacterized. The transcript has 2 exons. Lineage: Eukaryota; Fungi; Mucoromycota; Mucoromycetes; Mucorales; Choanephoraceae. Bases 156 to 734 code for a protein of 192 amino acids. The record is from RefSeq and is a predicted model, not a curated record.
AACUCUUUUUUUUUGUCCCACAUGAACUUUAAUAAGGAGAAAAAAGCAUUGCAAUGUUUGUGGCUAUUUAAAACCCCUUCUUACCUUGAUAAAUUGUUCUUUUUUUUCCCAUUUUCCCUUUCUUUUCUUUUUCUUUAUACAUACAAACAAAAAAAAUGAAAUUCUUUGCUGCUGUUUCUGGUAUUGCUUUGGCCCUUACAAGCGUUGCUGCACAAUUGACUGCUCCUAUGCAAAACUACAAUGUGAGUAGCCCUGUCUCCAAUGGUCCUUAUGUUGCAGGCCAAGUCUUACCUUGUACUAUUCAACUUUUCGAAAAUGUCGUAUCAGACAUUGCGCUUUCUAUCUCUCUUACUUCUGUUGCCUCCAGCAAUGUCAGUUACACCAUUGCCUCUUCUGUUGAUACCUCCAAGACAAGUGCCAGUGCUAAACAGAACGGUAAUGUUACUUAUUACGAACAUUCUGUCAAUUACAACAUUCCUACCACCAUUACCCCCGGUGCAUACAAUGUCGUGUUUUUCGAUUCCCGUACCAACACUCACCUUGACGUCCCUAUCAACGUUUUACCCGUCGCCUCUGCUUCCGUCGUGAAGUCCGCUUCUGCUACUGGUGCUUCAUCCUCUUCUUCUCCUUCCAUCUUCAAAGGUACAAGCGAUGUUGCUGCUAUGGCUCCUGGUUUGACUACCAAGGUCAUUGUCUCUCUUGCUGGUGUUGCUGCUUUGGCUUACAUGCUCUAAUCUGUACUCUCGAAAAAAAAAACUUCUGUUUAACAAAUAAUCAGGAUAGAAAAUAUGUACACAUCAACCCAAAAAAAAACUUAUAUAUACACAAUCAUAUAAUCCUAUUCUAUCGUCCUUGUUUCCUUGUCUACAAGUAAUUCCCUGCUUCUUUUUUUUUUUCUUCUAAUAAAUAAUCAAAUCAUUACACAAUUCA